GUUGAAAGAAUUGGGACGCGGCCCAACGGCGCCACUGUUUGAAAACUACGGGUCGUUGUUCCGUUUUGUGUUGUUGAGCAUUACUGUUUUCUACGCAUUCCCAUCUAUUAGAUAAGUGAAAAUCCGUUUGGGGGAAGUUAUGGGUGUUCACGAGCUGUGGUCCAUCGUCGAGCCGGUUCGUGAGUCGGUGCCGCUGUACAGUUUGAGCGGAAAGACACUGGCAGUUGAUCUGAGUCUGUGGGUGUGCGAGGCCCAGCAUGUCCAGGCUAUGAUGGGGAGAGUUACCAAGCCCCACCUGAGGAAUUUAUUUUUCAGGGUGUCAUCCCUCACGCUUAUGGGGGUGAAGCUUGUCUUUGUGAUGGAGGGAGAAGCCCCUAAACUUAAAGCAGAAACCAUGAGCAGGAGGGCAGAAACAAGAUAUGGGGGAUUCAAAAAGGCCUCUGCCCCUAAAGCUGCUACAAAGACCAGCAGAGGGCGCUUCAAUGCUGUACUUAGAGAGUGUGCAGAGAUGUUGGACUAUCUGGGUGUGCCAUGGGUGACAGCUGCUGGGGAGGCCGAGGCCAUGUGUGCCUACCUGGACUCUCAAGGCCUGGUGGACGGCUGCAUCACUAAUGAUGGAGAUGCCUUCCUAUAUGGAGCCCGGACUGUCUACAGGAACUUCAAUAUGAACAGUAAAGACCCUCAGGUGGACUGCUACAAGACCUCAAGGGUACAAACAGAGUUACAUCUCACCAGAGAGAAUCUAGUUGGUCUUGCCAUCUUUCUUGGCUGUGAUUAUAUUCCUAAGGGCAUACCAGGUGUUGGUAAAGAGCAAGCUCUGAGGCUUAUUCAGAUGCUGAAAGGACAAACACUCCUGCAGAGGUUCAUCCAGUGGAAGGAGGAGAACGUGGGGGUGUCUGAGGGAGUUGUGAAGAAGGUUCCUCACUGCAACUUGUGUCGACAUCCUGGGUCAGCAAAGGCACAUGAACGUGGCGGCUGUGUGCUUUGUGACAGUAAACGUUUCUGUCAACCUCAGGACUUUGACUACCAGUGUCCCUGUGACUGGCAUCGCCAUGAACAGACUCGGCAGGCUGUGUCCUUUGAGGCAAAUGUCAGAAGGAAAACACUGGCGAGUGAACAGUUCCCUUUUACAGAGAUCAUUAACGAGUUCCUGAUUUCCAAGGAUAAACCUGUGUCACAUUUCAAGAGGAGACAGCCAAAUAUGCUGAUGAUGCAGAAAUUUGCCCAUGACAAGAUGGAGUGGCCGAGGCACUACACCAGUGAAAAGGUUUUAGUCCUGAUGACUUACGCAGAACUGAUGAACAGAAAAUAUGGAAGAGAAAUGUCCUCCCAAGUCAAACCCCUCAGAAUAUUGAAACCGAGGGUGAGGAAUGCUGUCGCCUGCUUCGAAGUCAUCUGGAGCGUACCAGAUCAUUAUGCGUUUCCUGAGGAUCGGCCUGCAGACGAUCAACAUGAGGUGAGGACGGUGGAAGAAGAGUCUCUCUUCCGUGUGGCCUUUCCAGAAGUGGUGGAGAACUACCUUAGAGACAAAGCUCUGGCCGAAGAGAACAAGACCAAGAAGAGAAAACCAAAGAGUAAAAAGGAGAAGCCAUCUGAUGUCUCUGAUGGUAUUUCUGACCUCUUGGCACAGAUGACCCUUCAGAGUUCCUCUUACACUCAACCACAUGUGCUGCUCCCGACUGUUUCAACCACAGAUAAACCAGAAGUGGUGGUUGUGGACACUCCAGUGAACUAUAAACAGCAUUGGAAGUCAAAAGAAGACCACAGCAGUCUGGGUGAUUGCCCGAGUACUCCUCUGUCUCAUGGAGAAUCAGAGGCUGCUGCUGCAUCACCCUCUGUCUCUGCUGUUAUCGACGCUCUCCACCUGAGUGAUAUUGACUGGGAGGCUUUGUCCUUCACAUCCUCUCCAACCCCACAAUCAGCUAAUAACCACACCGCUGAGCCCAAGCUGAGCAAAACCACAGACAGUGGUGUCAGGGAAACAGAGGGCGAAAACACCAAGCAGAAAACCUCAAGUGACGUCAGAGAAGCAGACUCCAGAUCUGCUCUAGAGUUGUGCUACACAGAGUGUCCUCUAAGGGACAGGCUGCUCAUGAGGAACACUGCCAAAGCUAUACACCAGAAGGAGAUACACACUGACGUGGUCUCGAAACAACUAAAUCAUGAGUCAUCCUCUCUCAAAUACAUUUCUCCUCAUAACUCAAGUGGCCAGAUCCCCAGUAAAGGUACAGGUGACAGUAAAUUGUCAGGAGAGAAAUCUGCUGUGUACAAAAAAGAGCCGUUGACUGACAAAACACAGUGUACAUCAAACAAGGAAGAAACUCACAGUUCAAAACAGCAGUUGAGGCCUGCAGCUCAAAGUAAGACAAAGGACAAAUGUAACAUCUCCCAAAAGCCCCCUCACAAAUACAAAUUUGUCAGAAAAGCCAUUUCAUCAUCGCUUGUCCCACGGCAGAGGUGCCACUCUGACCCAAGUCAAACUGACAUAGACAGGAACACGUCUCAGAGCACCAAGAAGAGUGUGUGUAUGAGCCUGCGUUCAUCCAGCGAGGAAAGUGAUGCAGAGAACCGGCAGUCUGGACCUCAGAGAAAAGCUAAAAUCAAGCCCACAAACAAAAUCAUUAUCUCAGAUUUCCCCCUGAAACCUAAAUCAACCAAACCAGCUGCAAAAACAGCUCCUACCACUCAGUUAUUACCAGCAAAAUCUCAGAUCUUAAUUGCAGACAGCGAGAUUAACAUCCUACCUGUAGCAACUAAAAGCAAAUGCCAGGAUGUCUCACCAGCUCAUGUGGAUGUAGAUGUGUUCCCUCAGACUCCUGCAUCACCUGUCAUUGUGUUAGAUAGCGAUGACUCAGUUAUUUGUGGUGAGAGUCCACUGCCACUGGCAGAGAGACUGAGACUGAAGUUCCAGAAGUGAACAGCACGAUAACAGGAUGAUGGACAACAGCAUGAAAGCUAUUUUAUGUCAAAUCGUGAAGUUUUGAAGUACAGUUUAACAAAUAACUCUUAUCUCAAGGUCGGCCUACUAGCUUUUAAAAGAAGAGCUGCAGCAAUUAGUGGAUGAAGAAACUGACAGAAAAUUGAUCGGCAACUCUUUUGAUAAUUCAAUAAUCGUUUAAAAGUAUACUAUGCAGGAUUUUCCUACACAAGAGAGACUUUAUGUGUUCCUGAUGUUUAUGUGCAUGUACCUCCACAGCGCUCAGGUGAGGUUGGAGCCUGAUAUGAAGGUAGUGACCAGGUGCCAACCAUAAGCAGCAGGCAUCCAAGAAACAGCACUGAAAAAAUACCUAAAUUUAGCGAGUAGAAAUGUCAAACAAGUGUGAAUCCAGGGUUUGAUUUUUACUUUCAUUUUCGCUGGUGAGUGUGUUCAGAAACAGAAACCAACAUUCCUACAUAGUAUACCUUUUGAGUAAUUUUUCAAGCUCAUAAGUCAAACUUUUGAUGAUUCUAGCCUCUCAGAUAUGAGAAUUUGAUGUUUUUCCUUGUCUUAACUUUAAUAAAAAUUUGAAUGUAUUUGAGGUUUGGACUGUAGAUCACACAAAACAAGACAUUCGAUGACAUCAGCUUGGGAUUUGGAAACUGAUCAGUGUUUUUCUUAGUUUCAUGUACCAAACAAUUAACCAAUUAAGUAAAAGUUAGUCUAAGCUUUGCUGCCACCUGUUACUGUAAUCCAAAAUGGAACUGUUUCUGUAAAACAGUGGGAAAAGUUGUGUAUAAACACAGUUUCAAAGGUCCAGUGUGUAACAUAUAGGGGGAUGUAGUGGCAUCCAGCAGUGAGGAUUGCAGAUUGUAACCAGCUGAAACUUCUCCUGGUUAGAAUUUCUUCAGUUUCCAUUGUUCAGGAGGUUAUUUAUGGGAGCUGAAUUAUCCACAAGGGUGUCCUCCUCUCCAAAACAAACGAACCAGGUAAUUUAAACUGGUAAAAACACUGAAUAAAGCUGUUUCAUGUUAAAAGAAAUCAGUAUUUUUCAGACAGUGAGACACAGAGACAUGGCGGUGCGAGGACCUGCUCCCUAUGUAGAUAUAAACCGCUCAUUUUAGGGUAAUGAAAAUGCAAAGAUUCUUAUUUUUCUGUAAUUAUACACUAAAGAAAAAAGUACAUCAUCCUCCAUUUCUGCCAAUAUAUCCCCCUAAAUCCUACACACUGAAUCUUUGAGUAGUAAGUGUGGACUAUGAGUGACAUGUGGUUUGACAGCUCCAGAAAAAGCUACUAAUUGGACCUUGAGUCAAACAUUUUUAUCUGGCAA
Epinephelus fuscoguttatus (brown-marbled grouper) is the source of this 4247-nucleotide messenger RNA. RefSeq names its product flap endonuclease GEN homolog 1 (gene gen1). The transcript is spliced from 13 exons. Bases 140 to 2917 code for a protein of 925 amino acids. Gene Ontology annotation, molecular function: four-way junction DNA binding; 5'-flap endonuclease activity. The record is from RefSeq and is a predicted model, not a curated record. Lineage: Eukaryota; Metazoa; Chordata; Actinopteri; Perciformes; Serranidae.